AACUAGGGAGGAGUGUCACCUUUCACCCCGGCCCGCAGUUUCCACUUUGGUGAAAAGCAAUAUGGAGGACUAGGAAGUAAACGUAUGGGUUGCUAUGCAUUGAGGUUGUGGUUUGUUUUUAAGGAAGUCACCAUAUGAUUAUUUAACAUUUAUGAAAUCUAGUUUGCGGUGCUUGGUAAUGGGUAAUAUAUACUUAUUCAGGAAAUUAAAUUAAUUCUGAAGUGGUGCUUGUGGUGAAGGCAACUGCAUUUGGUAUGUUGCAGUCAUUACAAGUGAUUUGUAAAAGGGACGUGCUAUUGUCUUAGCUUUUUUGGGGGGGUUGUUUGGUAGUUACUGUAUAAACAGUAAGUGGAAAUCGACCUAAAAUCCUGGUUUGAAAACGCUUAUCAGUAUUUUACCGUUUUGUUAAGGGUACUUGUUUAGUUUCUAUCGUUCAAGCAGAAGCGUUGAGAAGUAUGUGAAGAUGGAGGCGUGUUCUGUCAACUUUUGAGUUUGUAUGGGUAUGCAGUCGAAUGGGGAGGUGUGCAAUAAGGGUUGUGUGGCAUCUGUUUGCCAUAGAACAUCCGAACUUUUGCUAAGUAGUUCUUAAUUUCUUACAUUAACGAAUUGGAUUGUGCCAUUAAUCAUGAUGCUUUCUGAACAAUCACAGAAGUGGUUUCCAACUCAUGUGCAGGUCACAGUUAUUCAAGCCAAAGAUCUCAAGCCGAAAGGCAAAAAUGGCACUAAUGACACAUACACUAUAAUUCAGUUGGGUAAAGAAAAAUAUUCUACCUCUGUCGCUGAGAAAACACUUAGCCCAGUGUGGAAGGAAGAAGCAUCCUUUGAGCUUCCUGGUGUGCUUCUUCAGAACAGCUCGGAGAAAUACAUUUUAAUACUAACUGUGAUGCAUCGAUCACUUGUGGGACUGGACAAGUUCCUCGGACAGGUAUCCGUUAACCUGAAUGAUCUCUUUGAGAAUAAGCAGAGAAGAAAAAUGGAGUGGUUUAAGUUGCAGUCCAAACCAGGUGCCAAAUCAAAGGAUAGAGGAGAACUGCAGGUCAACAUUCAGUUUAUGAGAAAUAACAUGACAGCAAGUAUGUUUGACCUUUCUGUGAAGGACAAGACACGCUCUCCAUUUUCCAAAUUGAAGGACAAAAUGAAAGGAAGAAAAAAUGAUGGAACAUUUUCUGAUACAUCAUCUGCAAUUAUUCCAAGCACAAACACAGCCAUCUCUGAUACCAGUGGUACUACUGCCAGUCUGGAGAGACAAAUCAAACUAAAGCCAAAAAAACCCUUUUUGUUAGGACCUCAACGACUUUCUGCUGCUCACUCAAUGUCUGAUUUAACUGCAAGUCAUCCUUCUGUGGAAAGAAUAAAGUCCAGUGCAGCUGGCCCUACACAGUUCUUUAGACCUCAGUUGGAUUCUGUGAACUCCAUUGAAGAAACUGGAAAUGCUAAAUCUCCUCAUAGAAGAUCAUUUAGCAUGGAUACUGCCAAAAUGAAUCAGAUUGACAGCACUUCUAAUGGAAGUGAUUCAGCUUUUGAUAGACAGAAUGAUCCGUUUGCAGAUGUGAGUAGUUCGUUGCCACAAAAAUUUGCAACUCUUCCAAGAAACAAAAAUCCUUUUGAGGACAGAAAUGACUUACUGGAGAGUAGCAGCAUAGGCAUAUCAUCUAAACAAAAUGAAAUCAAGAAAGAACCAAAAAAAGAAAAAAAGGAGAAAACCAGCCUUUUUGAAAGAGUAACAGGCAAAAAGGAUGGUAAGAAAUCUGAUAAACUCAGUAAUGGAAGAAUUGACAAUUACACUGAUUUAAAAUCUCCAACUCAGCUGAAUGACUCUCACCAGGAAAGUUAUGUAUAUGACUCAAAAAAUCCUUUUGCAACAAACUACAGGAACAUAAAUGCACGGUCAUGGUCGGGCCCCCCAUUAACGAAACCCCCAAGCAGUGAGGAUGCUAUGCCAGCAGCUUUGGCAGCUGACCAUAAACGUGGAGUUUCAGAGGUACAGCUGUCUGCUAAUAUAAGCAGAAAUAAAGAUAUCAGUAUGUUUGAGACAACUGCAGCAUACCAUAAUCUUUCCCAUGAGGAAGUGGUCCAGGAACUUGUGAAACACAAAGAGAUGCUUAAGAAAAAGGAUACCCAUAUUCGUGAACUUGAAGAUUAUAUUGAUAAUCUUCUUGUGAGAGUCAUGGAGGAAACUCCCAGUAUUCUCCGUGUGCCGUAUGAACCCUCAAAAAGAGCUGGCAAAUUUGCAAAGAGUAAAUAAGAAAAUUGUACUUAUGAUGCAAUAUUUGACACUCACUCACUCUUGUGAAGUAACAUGGGUGUGCCAGGAUAUAAUGAGCACUUGUUUCAGCAGCUUUCUUAACUGUUGCUGAUUCAUUUUAUAUUAAAGUUGAUGAAGGGCAGCUCCACUACUGGUUUUCCGAUGUGUUACCUUGCAGAAAGCAGUGCAAUAUUAAUAUUUCUAGAUAUAGGUACUUAUUGGUCUUACCUUCUUUCUGGAUGUUAGCACUUGCCAAAUGAAGGAAGUGAGACAUAUUGCAUGAAAGUGGUCUUUUCAGGACAAAAUAUGCAUACACCAUUUAGAUGGCAAAUUCAAUAUGCUGAUGGUACGUAAAAUUUUGAGAAUUGUGUAGCAGGAUUUUAAAACUUUUAAUUUGUAAAACAAGAACUCAGUAAAGGUUAAGCUGAGUUAUUGUUGUCCCAUCAUCUGCAAAUGUGAACUAUCCAAGACCUGAUCGGUAAGAUGUCCAUCUUGUCAAAAAGCAGGAACAUUCUCCAUUAUUGAAUUUCUUUUAUAAGUGCAGUAUAGUUAAUUACAGUCUUCAUUAAAUAAGGAAAUGUAUGGUAGCAACAUUUAAGUACUAUGUUGUUACCCUUUUUGAUAUCUGUGGCCAAAACAGUAAAGAAAAUCUGUAGCAGAAAGGAAAACUGCAAGAGUAAAGUGGUAGUAAACAUUACUAAUGCAGUGGAUGAAAAAAUGUAUGUGUGGAGUGUACAUAUAAGUUAUACAUUAUUUUCGGAACUCAUUUGUUUUAAAAUUGUGCAAUAAGUGACACUUCUACUCAUUCUGUUUUGAGUUGUAAGUUACAGUAGUAUGCAGUAAAAGUGUUAUAUGUUGUGUC
This is a messenger RNA of Protopterus annectens (West African lungfish), 3107 nucleotides long. It is a transcript of the gene RAB11FIP2, whose product is annotated as RAB11 family interacting protein 2. Gene Ontology annotation, molecular function: small GTPase binding. The transcript has 5 exons. The record is from RefSeq and is a predicted model, not a curated record. Gene Ontology annotation, cellular component: endosome; phagocytic cup. Gene Ontology annotation, biological process: regulated exocytosis. NCBI's taxonomy places the organism in Eukaryota, Metazoa, Chordata, Ceratodontiformes, Protopteridae. Bases 626 to 2245 code for a protein of 539 amino acids.